UUUUCAUCUUAAGUUUAUUGCUACUAUCGGGCUAAUAUACGACGCUUGUUCUAUAUUAACUCGGUAGUAAGUUUUAUUAAUGAACGCGUCUCGUUAUUAAUAACUACCCUCGAUGAACUGGAUAUACUCCUCGAUUGAGUAUUCGAGAGGAAGAUAGUUAAAGAUAUAACCGGGAUCGACGAACAUUUCAUUAAGUGGAUAAAAGCAAAACCAAGUCCUCAUCUCUAUAAAUUAAACUCAUGUAAGUCGUUCAUCUUAGUGUUAAUUAAAUUAAAUCAAAUCAAACUUAAAACCCCCUUGUUACUAUUCAUAUAAAAGAAAAAUAUUCCUUUCCCUGUGGAUACGAACCUUACUUCACUAUACUACGUAUUAGUGUUGUAUUGAUUAAUUAUUUUGAGUGCAUUUCACGACAAAGUGCACGUCAGGGGCCUCGGUUACACAAAUUGUUACUUCUAAAUUGAUGGUUGUUGAAGAUUAUUUGUCAUGGCGCACUCAGUUUGAAUCCUUUGUGGUAGCUAAUGGUCUUUUGGGCUUCCUUGAUGGAUCUCUACCUGCCCCGCCAAUGUAUACGUAUGAUUUAUAUCAGGCUCAGUCCCCAAAUCUUGAGUAUUAUCAUUGGCUCAAAUUAGAUCAAGCGGUGCGUGCGUGGAUCUUUGCAACUCUCUCCCGCGAUAUCUUGAUGGAGGUACAUUCCUUGAAAAAUUCUUUGGCAAUCUGGCAAUGUUUGGAGUCCCGAUUUAUGGCAGCCAGUCUUGCACGCUCCAUGGAAUUAAAACAAAUGCUUACACGCACUCGGAAGAAGGACAAUCAGUCCAUGGAGGACUACAUUCGUGGGAUUCAAAAUAUUGCUGAGAAUUUAGCUGCAAUUAACUCUCCGGUCUCUAACGCCGAUCUUAUUGAACAAACCCUUAUAGGAUUGGGACCGGGUUAUGAGUCGCUAGUGGGGCCCCUUUCCUUAUUUCCAGAAGGCCUCACGUUUGACUCCUUAAGCACAAAGUUAGUCCAUCAAGAUGCCCCUCUCCGCUAUCAACAAUCCUUGAAGAAUUCAGUUCAUGCCCCUGCGUUUGCUGCGUCCAAUUCGGCAGGAGGGGGUGCGGCUUCCUCUUCUUCUUCUGGCAACCCGCAGCAGAACCCAGGACGCGGAGGGCGUGGCGGACGCUUUGGCGGUCGUGGACGAGGGCGCGGCAGAGGUCGAAAUCAGCAGGCCUAUGCGUAUGGACAGCCUCCUGCGUACGACAAUCCAGGCCAGCCGCAACUCCAGCAGCCACAGUCCGGUCGGGGAACCAAUCAGCUUCAUUAGUGAGGACCGGGUACAGUUAUUUGUAAUUCAGUUCAGUCAUCGUUUUAUACUCCGGCUCCCUAUACUUCUUGUACUAACUAUGCUUCUGCAGGAUCUCCGUAUUUUGAUAAUAGUUUUGGUUCAGUUCCUCCACCUGUUGUGUGUCAGAUAUGUCAUUCUCGAGGUCAUUCAGCUGUUGCAUGUCCCUCUCGUUUUGUUCAGGCUCAGGCUCCUGCCUUGGUUGUCUCUACAGGUGAAUCCACUCCAGCUGUCUGGUAUCCUGACUCGGGUGCUUCUGCUCACAUGACCUCAAAUGAAGGAUUUGGGGGAUUUACACUUUUUUCUAGGUGUCCAAGCUGUUCGAACCUCCUCAGGUUUGUUCCUGUCUCAACAAAAGUAUGUGUCUGAUCUAUUAACCUGGUUUCAUCUUCACACCAUUAAACCUGUUCGUGCUCCGCUACCUACUCGAACUAAGCUAUCUCUCACUGAUGGUGAUCUUCUCGCAGAUCCUACGGAGUACAGAAGUAUGGUAGGUGCUUUGCAUUAUUUGACCAUGACUAGACCGGAUAUUACAUUUGGUGUUCACCUGGUUUCCCAGUUUAUGCAGGCACCUCGUACUUCACAUAUUUUGGCUGUUAAGCGUAUUUUCAGGUAUCUUCAGGGAACUCCGGACCAUGGUUUGCUCCUGCAGCCGAGCACUUCUUCUCCUAUUUUACAGGCGUAUUCAGAUGCAGACUGGGCUGGCUGUCUUGACGGUAGUAGAUCCACUUCAGGCUUUACUAUUUUUCUGGGCCCUAAUUUAAUUUCAUGGAAAUCCAAGAAGCAACCAACCGUCUCUCGUUCUUCCACAGAAGCAGAAUACGGGGCUAUUGCUUACACAGUUCAAGACACUCUCCACAUCCGGUCUAUAUUGUUUGAAUUAGGCGUACCUAUUUGCCAGCCUGUUCGGUUAUUGUGUGAUAAAAUUUCAGCCUCUUAUUUAUCCACAAAUCCUAUUAAGCAUGCUCGGAGCAAACACAUCAGCAUUGAUUAUCACUUUGUUCGUGAGAGAGUUUCACAUGGAGAUCUGGUUGUUCGCUAUGUUCCCACACAGUUCCAGCUCGCAGACAUUUUUACCAAAAGUUUAUCUCCGCAGCGCUUCAUUUUUCUUAGAGACAAUCUGCGCAUUGUUUCCCUUGCACAGCUUGAGGGGGUGUAAUAGAGUAAUUAAUAUUCAUUAAUUAGGUUUCCAUAUUUCUUAUGUUUCCUAAUGUACUCAGAACUCUAUUUAUUAUAUAUAUGACAUCUAGGGCUCCCAAUUGGGUAAGCCAUUCCAUUA
Molecule: messenger RNA, 2597 nt
Organism: Cuscuta europaea
Lineage: Eukaryota; Viridiplantae; Streptophyta; Magnoliopsida; Solanales; Convolvulaceae
Source: the annotation of a GenBank genome assembly